AUGCAGCACUAUGGAAUUUCAGGCGACUCGCUUCGUUUGGCUGCUUUGAAAAAGCUGGUGUCGACCCCUUUGGAGAAGACUCGUGGAAAGGUGGUUCAGGCGGUCCUCCUUUCUACUCACAAAAUUCAGAAGGAAGAAAAGCAACUGGAUUGUGUUGAUUUGGAAGAUAUCAUUGCAUUAUGUCAUUCUGUACCUGAUUUGGUGUCAGAGAAGACGAGAAGAGAGCUUUUCAAGUGUUUGUCCCAUCAGUUGUUGCAAUGUCUAAACCAAGGGUUUUCAUUUUAUGGAACCCUCCAAAACUUUGGCCCAACACCGUGGUCUUAUCUCACGCGGCACAUAACGUCCGGUCUGAUAACAUUUGCCAAUCAUUUUGAAAGCUCUCGUCUUGAAGUUGAGGGAUUGUUUUUGCAAUACCUGGACAGUUUCAUGUCGAUCAAUGAUGUGGAACUUCCAGCUUUUUUUUCUCUUUAUGGGUUCAUUGAAGGGCUCAUAGACAAUGUGCAUUUAAUUUCUUUUCAGAAGCUUCUUCCCAGACUUUUAGAUCUUUUGAGUGCCGAGUUAUUGGAGAAAGUUGAACAGCUAAUUGAUAGUGCCACUCCAGCAUACGCAGAAAUAAUUGAGAAUUUUCUUUCCGACGAUAAUGAGUUUUGCUCUUUGAUAUUUGUGGAGGCAGUUGGACGUUUUUUCCAAUCGUACUUAGAGUAUCAAUUUUGUCCGAAUAGAGCACUUGUUACUACAUGCCUCCAGGAGAAGAAACGAAAAUAUGAAUUGUUAGAAGAAGACGUUGUUGCCAAUACAUCAACUCAGAAUACUCCGUUGAUAGCAUUUCCAAAAGAAAUUCAGAACAGACUUGGCGACUUUCUCAAUAGAUUACUUGAAAGCAGCAUUCACAAUUGUAAUCUCAUGGAUACUGGAGCUUCAUUCAUUUCGUUAUCAUCGUUUGCGAGAAUUCAGGUCCUUUACCGAGCCAAGUCUAAUUUUUUGCAGAUCCUUGGAUUCGCAAUUUAUUCUGAGGUAGCUACUACUGACGAUCUCAAGUCCUUCAUUUCAUUUUCAUUAUCUCAUCCCGGAUGUAUGACACACAAAGAUCUGGGUCACACGGUUGUCAGCCUGAGCGCUCUUCUGGCAUACUUUGAUGUCAAUUUUGGCUACAACUUACUCAAGGCUUAUCCAUUAUUGUUGGGCUCUGUAGACGUCAAUGAAACGAUAUGUGCAAAAAAUGCUGUGUUCAUUGCUUCAGCUAUGAAGCCAUUGACGCAGGAUGAUGUUAUUACUACAAUUUAUUCUCUAACUAAUGCCCUGUCUACAGAUGAUGAGUCCGCUGGGAAACUCAGAAGAUUGAGUCAAGUUGCCACUACUGGUAAUCAAACGGACAACGUGUCACUGGACAGUUUUGAAUCUCACUUUUUGAAAAAUAUAACGACAACAUUGAUCUCAUUCACAAAGACCUUAAACGACGACUCCAUAACUUUACUGGUUAUCAACAUUCUUACACAAAAGUAUUCUUUUUCUGUUUCAGUGCUUGAUAAACAUAUCCUAUUGGCAUUAGCUGAUUGCACAUUGUUUGCUUCUGAAGAUGAGUUUAAUGCCGUCAUGAAGCAUUUUUCUUUUACAGUGCAAAUCGCUUUCGAAAAAAACAAUCUGCAAUUAGUGUCUUCGACUAUGGAUGUACUCUACUCCAUUUCUUCCAGAUUGCACGAUUCUCCCUUUUCGACAAAAUAUUCCCUUUAUUUAAAGGAGCUUCUUUCUUGUGUAAGCAACUUUGGUGAUGUGGAAGAAUUGGAGCAUCAUCGUUCGAAUAAAGAGAUUUCGGGCAUUGCUGUACAAAUUGCUUUCUACUUGAAACCUUUGGCUAGGUUACUUCCAGACUUUACAGAGGAGCCGUUAGUAAUAAAAAAUUUGGAGAUUACAAGCCUUUUUCAGGAUGUAUGGUAUAACAUGAUUAUUCACGGAUUUUCGGAGUCAUCUACACUCUUUGAAGAACAUAAAGAGUAUUUGUUGAGAAUUGCAAGAUCGUCACCUCCACUUGCCUCUGCUGAGUCAUGGAAUAAGACCGAAACGUCCAUCCGGAUGAAUGCUGUACUACGCCGUGGUACGUCCAACAGGAAUAUUAAAAGCCAGAAAGAAGUUGUCAUUUCCUACCUUAAGUCAGGUAAAGUAAACACCAGAGGAUUUGAACUUCAAUCAUCCACAACAGAGAUUCUAUUUUUAGGCUCCGUGAGUUUUCUAGAAUCUUUGAGAGUGCAAACAGGAAUCUGUCAUAAGAUUUUGGCUUAUUUCUCAGAUCCAAGCGUUCAUACCACUGGUGUGGAACAUUUAAUUGGCGGGAUCUCUUUAGCUUUCACAAAGAAGUAUGUGCAGCUUUGCGAUUAUCCUUUAUGGCCCGGAUUUUUGACAGAAAGAAUUCCCUACCAGUUGAAGACCAUGAUGACCUAUUGUUGCUCUAGAGAAACUGUGACUCAAAGUACUGCAUUCCAAUGUUGCGACUACCUUGUUUGCAACAUUCCAUCAUCUUUGUGCCAUCACACUAGCUUGUUCUCCCUCUUGGAUAUUCUUACAUUACUGCAGGAUUCUGUAAGAGAUUUUGCUGAGAAUGAAUAUAAUCCCACCGUCGAGUUUUAUUCAGAGGCAUCUGAUAUUAGGCUUCAACUCAGCGAUUCUGAAUCUUGGAGGAAAAGUACUCUGAGAAAGUUCAUCGAUUAUGCCAACAAAUGGGUCAACUUGUGUAUUUCCAAAUGCGGGCAGGAUGUUAAUUCGUUGUUUUACUCUUAUCUAACAACCAAUUAUGAUGGCAGAUACAAUGAUGAAGAAAAUUUCGGAAAAUCCUGUGCUGUACAAUUUUUACGGCAGAAGGCAACAAGUCACUCUUUGACUAAAGGUCAUUUCAGCUUAGCCGAUUUGAGCAGAUUGUUCCCGAAAGACGGAAGUUUGACUAGCCAAGAGACGAUUGAAGAUGCAUAUAAACGAUGCAUUGAGCUGGAGCAAAACUUGAAAAGCAAUAAGAAGGUGACUGACCGUCAUAUACUAGAGGUUUUGGAGAGCUGCAUUGGAACUAUUCAUCCAGCGAGAAAUGAUACCGCUCAUUUGCUGAAAUGCGCAAUUUCUAUUCCAUUCCAAUGCACGAAGAAUAUUAUCUUACCUACUGCCAUUAAUUUCUGGUUAUCAAUAAUCAAAGAGUUCCCACAGCUUUCCAGCUCGAUUAUAGCAGAAAUUUUACAUCAGUGGGAGCUAUCGAUUCAAAAGGGUCACUCAUUGUUUAAUCGAUCAUUUGAUAUUACUGAACCAGAAUUUGCUCCAAUGGAGUACAUGCCAUCUGAUAGAGCAAAGAUGGAUAGACUUGGGAAGAAAGCUGUCGACAAUAUUGUCCCACAUUUAUUACUUAUCCGAUUCUUCCUUUCCAAUUUUGAGGCAACCAGAUACCAAAGUUAUCAUAUACUAAGAUCGUAUUCUGAUACCGUCUUGUUUGCCUUGAGAAGCUUGAAAAAAGCUAGUAUCCAUCCAUAUGCCCGUUUACCAAGGUUCGAACUCAUUAAGCUAGGAAUUUCAGUAUUCCAGGUCAACUUUCGUGCUAAGUCUUCCUUUUCUGAACCUUUAGCUUAUGCGUUGAUUGAGGCCGCCCUUUCAUGGUUUAUCAAGCCAUUCAAGUUUCCAUUUGGAGGCAAUAGAAAUUGGCUGAAAUCUGAUUUUGAUGUACUUAUCGAGGUUACCAACCUGUUUCGAAAAAUGAAUUUGCAGCUGUAUGCUGGAUUAGAGAGCCAAAAACGUUUACUAUUGAGUUUCCUGGAUCAUGAGUUGAACAAUGUAUACGUAUGGAAUAACGUUCUUGGAACAAAUGAUAUUCGAAACAAGUACAUGCUUGGUCCUGUUACUGAAACUCAAAUAAAUGAUGCGUUUUCAAUCAACCCAGGUUUGGCCAUCAAUCUGGCUAGUCGUUAUAAUAACAACAAGCUGACCGGUGCAUUAAGGGAUCUUUUGGCUUCCAAUCCGAUUGCAGCAAUCAAUUAUCCCAACGCGGUUCCAUUCUUGUUAAACCUCGAUAACUCCAGGGAUUUGAUUGUUCCUAAAUCACUACUAAUAUGGGAACCUGUUUCACCAAUUGAUUCCAUUGCUCUCUUUUUACCCCCAUACAACAGGAACCCCACGGUACUUCAGUUUGCUAUGAGAUCUUUGGAAAGCUAUGACGUUCAACUAACUUUCUUCUACGUUCCCCAGAUUGUGCAGGCGCUGCGGUAUGACAAUGAAUGGGGUUAUACCACUCGAUUUGUCUUGGAGACAGCUCAGGUUUCCCAACUAUUUGCCCAUCAAAUUAUCUGGAAUAUGAUGGCUAACAGUUACAAAGACGAAGAAGCAACGAUUCCUGAUGAUAUCAAACCAAAGUUGGAUCAAGUCCUAAUCGAAAUGAAAAAAUCUUUCCGCCCGGUUGACCUUGAGUUUUAUAAAAGAGAGUUCAAUUUCUUUGACCAAGUCACUGGUAUUUCGGGGAAGCUGAAACCUUACAUUAAAAAGUCGAAAGCUGAGAAGAAGAUAAAGAUCGAUGAAGAAAUGGCUAAAAUUGAAGUUCUUCGAGGUGUCUAUUUACCCAGUAAUCCUAAUGGUGACGUGGUGGAUAUACAUCGUAAAUCAGGAAAGCCUUUACAAUCGCAUGCAAAAGCGCCUUUUAUCGCCUCUUUCAAGGUUCGCAAACCAGUCGAAGAUGACGAAAACGGUGAUGGAAUUCCCCAGUAUCGAGUUACAGACAUCUCUGCAAUCUUCAAAGUGGGUGAUGACUGUAGGCAAGACGUUCUGGCGUUACAGUUGAUUUCUUUAUUUAGAACUAUCUGGAUGAACUCAGGAGUUGACCUUUACGUCUUUCCAUAUAAAGUUACGGCUACGGCUCCUGGUUGCGGAGUGAUUGAUGUGUUGCCAAAUUCUGUUUCUCGUGACAUGCUGGGUAGGGAAGCUGUAAAUGGUCUUUAUGAGUACUUCAUCUCCAAGUUUGGACCCGAAACUUCAUCCGAGUUUCAGAAGGCCCGUGCCAAUUUUGUCAAAUCAUUAGCAGCUUACUCUGUGAUAUCUUAUUUGUUACAGUUCAAAGACCGUCACAAUGGUAACAUUAUGUACGAUAGUGAAGGCCACAUUCUUCAUAUCGACUUUGGGUUCUGUUUUGAUAUAGUUCCCGGUGGAGUCAAGUUUGAACAGUCACCUUUCAAACUAACUAAAGAGAUGGUUAAUGUAAUGGGAGGAAACACAAGUACUCAGGCUUAUAGAUGGUUUGAAGAGCUAUGCGUUAAGGCAUUCUUAUCCGCAAGACCUUACAUGGAAACGAUUGUGAGAUGCAUAGUUCCAAUGUUGGAUAGCGGUCUUCCAUGUUUCAAACCUGCAACAAUCAAAAGAUUGAGAGCUAGAUUUGUGCCCGACAAGACAGAAAGACAAGCGGCAAACUACAUGAGAGGAUUAAUCAGCAAGUCAUUUGAAAGUUUACCCACUAAGGGCUAUGAUGAAUUUCAAAAAAUUACCAACGGUAUCCCCUACUAA
Komagataella phaffii GS115 is the source of this 5514-nucleotide messenger RNA. RefSeq names its product Phosphatidylinositol-4-kinase that functions in the Pkc1p protein kinase pathway. The transcript is spliced from 2 exons. Gene Ontology annotation, molecular function: 1-phosphatidylinositol 4-kinase activity. The record is from RefSeq and is a predicted model, not a curated record. Bases 1 to 5514 code for a protein of 1837 amino acids. Gene Ontology annotation, cellular component: cytoplasm; plasma membrane. Lineage: Eukaryota; Fungi; Ascomycota; Pichiomycetes; Pichiales; Pichiaceae. Gene Ontology annotation, biological process: phosphatidylinositol phosphate biosynthetic process; phosphatidylinositol-mediated signaling.